AUGAUGUCGGUCGGUGGCGAAGUGUUGUCGCUCGACUGGAACAAGUACCGCCCAAUGACUCUGGCGACCGGCAGCACGGACCGUGCAGUGAAAGUGUGGGACAUGCGCAAGUCAGCUGGCGGUAUGGCUGCAGCGGCGCCUGUCACUGAGAGCACCGUGCUUGUCGGGCACCAGUAUGCUGUGCGUGGCCUGGCCUGGUCGACGCACCAACCGAGCAUUCUGGCCAGUGCGAGCUAUGAUAUGUCUGUGCGCAUCUGGAAUGUGGACGACGCGCCGCCCUCCCACCAAGUGUCUGUGCUCAAUACACCGCGCAUGGUCUACCCCAUGCACAAAGAGUUUGUCGUUGGCGUCGCUUGGUCGCUCUUUGAGCCGGGCCUUCUUGCGAGCACCUCGUGGGAUACUGAAACGCACGUCUGGCCAGCGGCCGCGUGA
Molecule: messenger RNA, 432 nt
Organism: Malassezia japonica
Lineage: Eukaryota; Fungi; Basidiomycota; Malasseziomycetes; Malasseziales; Malasseziaceae
Gene: PEX7
Product: peroxisomal targeting signal 2 receptor
Exons: 1
Coding region: 1-432 (143 amino acids)
Biological process (GO): protein import into peroxisome matrix
Cellular component (GO): cytosol; peroxisomal matrix
Molecular function (GO): protein binding
Source: RefSeq, a predicted model, not a curated record